AUGUUAGAAAAAAAGUUUGCUGACAUUGACAAGAAAUUUGAGAAUGUUUUAAACAAGAACAAGAGGAAGUUAGAAAAUGCUCAGAUAAAGCCUAUACAUGACAAGUUCUUAUUUGCUCAGAAUGGUAUAACAGGUCUAAUCGCACCACCUGGGUCGGGUAAGACUUUCACUUAUCUUAAAAUGGCUGCACAACAACAAGAACUAGAUGAGAAGAGCCCAUUUUAUGAGUUAGUUGUUAUUUGUAGUACUUCUGGUCAAUUCGAUCAAACCGUCAAUUCGUUCAAAGAUAUUAUAAAGAAGUCUAAGUUAGUAUGUAUAAAGGAUACUGAGUUGUUAGAUUGGAUAAAGAAGUACCAAAGAAGAGUUUUGAAGUACAAUGCUAUAAAUGAGUAUGUCAAUUCUAAGUUUAAAGACCCAAAUGAGGAAAUGCAGAGAAUAUUAGAGAAGAAACACUUCAGAAACAAACAGAAAGAGAUAGAAUACAUUUCGAAGAAAUUGCAAUCUUACGAUUGGAAGACUUACCCUCACAGAUGUCUUCUUAUCUUAGAUGACUUUGCUUCUCAUCCUUUGUUAAAGAAUAGAGAACAAGACAU
Trichomonas vaginalis G3 is the source of this 593-nucleotide messenger RNA. RefSeq names its product protein of unknown function, DUF4106 family. Gene Ontology annotation, molecular function: DNA binding; hydrolase activity; ATP binding. The transcript has a single exon. Lineage: Eukaryota; Parabasalia; Trichomonadida; Trichomonadidae. The annotation marks the transcript as partial. The record is from RefSeq and is a predicted model, not a curated record.